UUUCUCUUCUCCUUCGCCUCCUUCCCUUUCUCUCUUUUGUUCCUCUAUCUCCCUUCUCCUCUCUCUCUUCCGACUGGCUACUUCCGCUCCGUCGCUGGCGAUUCCAUGGCAGAAACCCCACAGAGGAGACAAUCGCCGAGGAAACCGAAGCUUGCGACGCCAAAGCUCACUCCUAAACCGUCCCCUUCUCCGUUUCCGGUCCCUCCUGAAACCCCAGCAACUGCAACCCCGCUUCGCCGAUCUGCCCGCCGGUCGUCUCUUUCAUUUAAGGAUAUUGCAUUGAAGACGCAAGCCGAUGUGAAAUCCACAGGGGACUCGUCGAAAAAGUCCCGGAGAAAUGCUAAGGAAACGGAAAUUAGUAAAACCCCCAGUAAUCCCAUUUCUGCGGGAAAUGACGGAACCCAGGAGACGAGUAAUUCAGCGAGGAAGUUAAGGCGUAGAAUUGAGAAAGAGUUGGAGGAGGCUCCAAUUGCUCCGGUAUCACCGGAGCAAUCAGAGAGUCGGAAGAGGAAAAAAGGGGGAAAUGAGCCAGUGCACGUGGUCACAAGAGCCAGGGCUUCAAGGGGUUCGGAGGAUGGGGCGAAGAAGAGAGGCCGUGAUGCUCCGAAGAAGAAGGUUUACUACAAGGUAGUAGUGUACGAUGGAGGUGAAUUUGGAGUAGGAGAUGAUGUGUAUGUCAAGAGGAGAGAAUAUGCGAGCUCGGAUGAUGAGGACCCCGAGGUGGAGGACUGUAGGAUUUGCUUCAAAACUGGGGAUAUCAUGAUCGAGUGCGAGGAUUGCUUAGGUGGGUUUCACUUGAAAUGCUUGAAGCCACCGUUGAAGGAAGUACCUGAAGGGGAGUGGGCAUGCAAGUUUUGCGAGGCAAAGAAAUCAGGUAAGGAGGUUGAGCUUCCGAAGCCACCCGAAGGGAAGAAAAGGGUCAGGACUGCCAGGGAGAAGCUUCUUUCUAGUGAUCUCUGGGCAGCCCGAAUCGAGAGUUUGUGGAGAGAAGUCAAUGGUACUUACUGGUGUCGAGUUCGGUGGUACAUAAUUCCUGAAGAGACUGCCGCUGGAAGGCAGCUGCAUAACCUGAGGAGGGAAAUAUAUCGAACGAAUCAUUUUUCUGAUAUUGAGAUGGAAUGUGUCCUUAGACACUGCUUUGUCAAGAAUCCUAAAGAAUAUGGCAAGGCUGACUAUGAAGGCGAUGAUGUCUUUAUGUGCGAGUAUGAAUAUGACAUACACUGGCACAGUUUCAAGUGUAUCGCUGAGAUUGACAAUGAUGAAGAGAAUGGCGGAAAAGCUGGCAGUGAUGAAGAUUGGAACUUGCCAAGUAAUGCUGAUCCAGAGUCUGACGAAGAUAUGGACUUCGAUGAAGAAAGAGAAAAGGGUUUGCGGUUAAGAUCAUUGACUGGUGAAUUUGCUGCAAAUUCAAGGAAAGGGAAGUUCUUUGGACUCCAAAAAAUAGGCACAAAGCAGAUUCCAGAGCAUGUGCGCUGCCACAAGCAGACUGAACUCGAAAGAGCAAAAUCCACACUUCUACUGGCAACUUUACCUAAAUCUUUACCCUGCAGGAAUAAAGAAAUGGACGAGAUUACUUCCUUUAUAAAAGGAGCCAUCUGCGAAGAUCAAUGUUUGGGACGUUGCCUAUAUAUACAUGGUGUUCCAGGAACUGGCAAGACGAUGACUGUACUUGCAGUAAUGAGGAAUCUGAAGUCCGAAGUUGAUGCUGGUAGCAUUAAACCGUACUGUUUCGUGGACAUUAAUGGUCUUAAGCUGGCAUCACCAGAGAAUAUCUAUAGGGUUAUUUAUGAGGCAUUAACUGGACAUAGAGUUAGCUGGAAAAAGGCCCUUCAACUUCUCAAUGAGCGUUUUUCAGAUGGAAAGAAAAAUGGCAAAGAGGAUAAUCGGCCUUGCAUUCUACUGAUUGAUGAACUUGAUCUGCUUGUAACCAGAAAUCAGUUGGUUCUUUAUAACAUUCUUGAUUGGCCUACUAAAUCCAAUUCCAAAUUGAUUGUAAUAGGUAUAGCAAACACUAUGGACCUUCCAGAGAAGCUACUUCCGCGUAUAUCAAGUAGGAUGGGCAUCCAAAGACUUUGUUUUGGUCCUUAUAAUUAUCUGCAGCUUCAAGAAAUCAUAUCCACUCGCCUCAAAGGAAUUGAUGCAUUUGAAAAGCAAGCCAUAGAAUUUGCUUCCAGGAAGGUUGCAGCUAUCUCAGGAGAUGCACGUCGUGCUUUGGAGAUAUGUAGACGUGCAGCAGAAGUUGCGGAUUAUUGUAUGAAGACUUCCUCCAAGUCUGUUUCUUCAGGAGGGAAAGCUCUUGUUGGUAUGGUGGACGUUGAGACGGCCAUUCAGGAAAUGUUCCAAGCUCCUCAUAUUCAAGUAAUGAAAUCUGGCUCCAAACUUAGUAAAAUCUUACUGACGGCAAUGGUUCAUGAGCUGUACAAAACAGGGAUGGGUGAAACAACCUUUGAGAAGUUGGCAACAACAGUUUCAUGUCUCUGUGCAAGCAAUGGAGAAACUUUUCCCGGAUGGGACACACUCUUGAGAGUUGGCUGCAUGCUGGGUGAAUGCAGAAUCAUCUUAUGUGAACCUGGGUCGAGGCACCGGCUACAAAAGUUGCAGCUCAAUUUCCCUAGUGAUGAUGUCACAUUUGCACUUAAGGACAGCAAGGAACUGCCUUGGCUCGCCAAGUACCUGUGAUUCGAUGAUUCGCCGAGCCGUCAUCAUCAUGCUCAGAAAACUCAGAAUGUAGAGGAACUUGGAUCUCAGACUCAUCUUCUGAGUUAUAGCUCCCUUUCCUAUUUAUGUCCGAAUCAAUUUAUGGGAGAACUAUCAAUUUUGGUUCUCAACGAUGAUAAACACUUGGGAUUUCAGGACAGUUCGAAAUUAUGAAAGAUACAUUUUUUUAUGGAUCA
Molecule: messenger RNA, 2894 nt
Organism: Punica granatum (pomegranate)
Lineage: Eukaryota; Viridiplantae; Streptophyta; Magnoliopsida; Myrtales; Lythraceae
Source: RefSeq, a predicted model, not a curated record